Messenger RNA from Anguilla rostrata (American eel), 1955 nucleotides. It is a transcript of the gene eif4a1a, whose product is annotated as eukaryotic translation initiation factor 4A1A. The record is from RefSeq and is a predicted model, not a curated record. The coding region runs from base 98 to 1318 and encodes 406 amino acids. Gene Ontology annotation, molecular function: ATP binding; RNA helicase activity; RNA binding. The transcript is spliced from 11 exons. NCBI's taxonomy places the organism in Eukaryota, Metazoa, Chordata, Actinopteri, Anguilliformes, Anguillidae.
CAGCGAUUGAUGGAAUUGUACUACAAUCACAGAGCUACAUCGGAGGCCACGUUGAAGUAUAUAAAAGAUUUUCGCGGCUGAUUCGCUCUUUGUGAUAAUGUCGGCUGAAUAUGAAGAUAGACCCAGAGAGAAUGGCCCAGAGGGCAUGGAGCCAGAUGGAGUCAUUGAGAGCAACUGGAACGAGAUCGUGGACAGCUUUGAUGAUAUGAGCCUGCGGGAGUUUUUGUUAAGAGGAAUCUAUGCAUAUGGUUUUGAAAAGCCCUCUGCCAUUCAGCAGCGGGCCAUUCUCCCUUGUAUCAAGGGUUAUGAUGUGAUUGCACAGGCCCAAUCGGGCACAGGGAAGACUGCCACUUUUGCCAUUUCAAUCCUACAGCAGAUUGAUACAGAGCUGAAGGGUACCCAGGCCUUGGUUCUGGCCCCCACAAGAGAGCUGGCUCAGCAGAUCCAGAAGGUGAUCCUGGCCCUUGGGGACUACAUGGGUGCUUCCUGCCAUGCCUGCAUUGGCGGGACCAACGUGCGCAAUGAGGUGCAGAAGUUGCAGGCUGAAGCACCCCACAUAGUUGUAGGAACACCAGGCAGAGUCUUUGACAUGCUCAAUCGAAAAUUUCUGUCUGCAAAGUACAUCAAGAUGUUUGUGCUGGAUGAAGCAGAUGAGAUGCUGAGCCGAGGGUUUAAGGACCAGAUCUAUGAGAUUUUCCAGAAGCUGGGCCCCAGCACACAGGUGGUGCUGCUGUCUGCCACCAUGCCACUAGAUGUGCUGGAGGUCACCAAGAAGUUCAUGCGGGAUCCCAUUCGCAUCUUGGUCAAGAAGGAGGAGCUGACCCUUGAGGGUAUCCGGCAGUUCUACAUCAAUGUGGAGAAAGAGGAGUGGAAGCUGGACACUCUGUGUGAUCUGUACGAGACCCUCACCAUCACCCAGGCUGUAAUCUUCAUCAACACACGUCGAAAAGUCGACUGGCUGACUGAGAAGAUGCAUGCCAGGGACUUUACAGUCUCUGCUCUGCAUGGAGAUAUGGACCAGAAAGAGAGAGAUCUGAUCAUGAGGGAGUUCCGUUCAGGUUCCAGCCGGGUUCUCAUCACCACUGACCUGCUGGCCCGUGGAAUUGAUGUACAGCAGGUUUCUUUGGUAAUAAACUAUGACCUGCCCACCAACCGAGAGAACUACAUUCACAGGAUUGGACGAGGGGGCCGUUUCGGCAGGAAGGGGGUCGCAAUCAACAUGGUCACAGAGGAUGACAAGCGUACACUUCGGGACAUUGAAACCUUCUACAACACCACUGUGGAGGAAAUGCCCCUGAAUGUGGCAGACUUGAUCUAGAAAAACACUGCCCCAAUAUUUCUCCCUUCAUUCAAUUUUGAGGUACCCCCAUCCAGAUCAAACUCCCUCCUAUGUUGCAACCCCCUCCCCCAAACUCUGAAUUUACCCUCGGUAGGAACAGGGAAAUGUAUUUACCUUCUCGUUCAUGUAACCCCUUUCUAGAUCUGAAGUGGGGGACAAGAGACUACUCAUUCUUGCUCGGUCACAAGAUCCGCGCAGUGAAGUAGGGCCAUGUUCAAUCCAUUUAGAACUCGGGCUCCCAGUACAUGGUCCAGAUUGGUUUUUGUGCUGUAUUUCCCAUUCUAUUCUUUACACAAGUUAAUCAAGCCUUUGUGGAGUAUAUUGAGUGGUGUCAUUGCAACACUACAGUGUUGCCUGAUUGGUUGUGUAACUGUAGUCUUUCAGCUGCUUGUUGGCACAUUUGAAAGUCUGGGAGUGGGAGGUGCCUGCACAUUUCACCAAACUUUAACCGGUUUUGUUUUCCUUGCCUUAAUUAAAUCACUACUUGGGUGCUUCAGCGCUUUAAGCAGUUUUCGGAUCAAACAAAUCGAAAAGUACUUUUACCUACAAGAGGUAGAGGGAUACUAUACAAUGAACUAACUUGUCAGGUGCCUGAUGAAAUAUUGAAUUGAUGUGG